Molecule: messenger RNA, 1440 nt
Organism: Lodderomyces jiufengensis
Lineage: Eukaryota; Fungi; Ascomycota; Pichiomycetes; Serinales; Debaryomycetaceae
Gene: PTC2
Product: type 2C protein phosphatase
Exons: 1
Coding region: 1-1440 (479 amino acids)
Biological process (GO): protein dephosphorylation
Molecular function (GO): cation binding; protein serine/threonine phosphatase activity
Source: RefSeq, a predicted model, not a curated record
AUGGGACAAAUUCUUUCCCAACCAAUAACUGAUAAAAUUACAGAAUCUGGAGAAAAUAAAUAUGUUGCAUUUGGUUUAUCAAAUAUGCAAGGUUGGAGAGUUAGUCAAGAAGAUGCUCAUACUGUAAUUCCAAAUUUAUCAUUAUCAUCAGAAGAAGAAGACAAAGAAAAAUCAGAACCAAUAAAUUCAAAUUCACCAGAAAAGAACUCGACUACUGAAGGAGAAUCCAAUUUUGCAUUUUUUGGUGUAUUUGAUGGACAUGGUGGAGAUAAAACUGCCAUUUUUACAGGAGAUAAUAUACAUAAAAUAAUUAAAAGCACUAAAGAAUUUAAGAAAGAAGAUUAUAUAAAAGCUUUAAAAGAAACAUUUUUAGCAUGUGAUCAAGAAAUUAUAAAAUCACUUCCAAAUGAAGAUAGUGGAUGUGCUGCAACAACAAUUCUUAUAAUAAAUGAUAAAUCAAAACAAAUUUCAAAUCAAAUCUUUUGUGCAAAUGCUGGUGAUUCAAGAACUGUUAUGUCCAUCAAUGGGUCAUCAAAAGCAUUAUCAUAUGAUCAUAAACCUACUAAUGAAGGUGAAAAAGCAAGAAUUGUUGCUGCUGGUGGGUUUGUUGAUAUGGGAAGAGUGAAUGGUAAUCUUGCAUUAUCUCGUGGUAUAGGUGAUUUUGAUUUUAAAAAAAAUCCAGAUUUGCCAGCAGAAGAACAAUGUGUUACAGCAUUACCAGAUGUUUUAAAUCAUACAAUAGAUUAUAACAAUGAUGAAUUCAUUAUAUUAGCAUGUGAUGGUAUUUGGGAUUGUUUAACUUCACAACAAGCAGUUGAAUGUGUAAGAAGAGGAAUAUAUGAAAAAAAAUCUUUAACUACAAUUAGUUGUGAAAUUAUGGAUUUAUGUUUAGCUCCAACUUCAGAUGGUAGUGGUAUUGGUUGUGAUAAUAUGUCAAUAAUUAUAGUUGCAUUAUUAGAUUAUUCAAAAAAUGAAACUUUAGAGGAAUGGUAUUCAAGAAUAAUUGAAAAAAUUAAAAAAGAAAAUAAUGAUAAUAAUAACGAAGAGAAUAUUAAAGGUAUAUCAAAACCAUAUCAAGAAAUACAUACUGAAAUGUAUGGUGAUCAUCAAAUCGGUAAAUUUUCUCAACCAUCAACAACAACAAGUUUUAAAAAUAAAUUAUCAAAUAAUUUUUCAAAUGAUGAUGAAUUAAAUGAAAAUGAAAAUGAAAAUAAUGAAGAUGAAGAUUUAAAUAAUAAAGAUUUGGAUAAUAAUGCAAUUUCUUUACAAAGAUUAUUAAGUUCAAAUGCAAUUACAAAUGAAAAUGGAGUAAUAUAUUUAGAUACUUCUUCAGCUCAAUCUUUAUUAGCUCAUUUUGGUGUUAAUGAUUCAACAACUAAUCAAAUUGAAGAAGUAUCAGAAAAUGAUAAAAGUGAAGGUGAAGGUGAAGAAGAAGAGUAA